Messenger RNA from Myzus persicae (green peach aphid), 2599 nucleotides. RefSeq names its product ATP-dependent RNA helicase DEAH11, chloroplastic-like. NCBI's taxonomy places the organism in Eukaryota, Metazoa, Arthropoda, Insecta, Hemiptera, Aphididae. Bases 666 to 2441 code for a protein of 591 amino acids. The transcript is spliced from 11 exons. The record is from RefSeq and is a predicted model, not a curated record. Gene Ontology annotation, molecular function: zinc ion binding.
ACUCGGUAAUCGGUAUAUUCCUGUAAUCGUAUUCAGUCUGUGCGAAAAAUAUUAAACGUUUGAUAAGGGAAAAACAUGUGCACUGAAACCGAAUAUUUUUGUAUUUUGUGUGCGAUAAUAACGAUACAUUGUGUGUUCUUACAAGUCACAAGUUAUAAUUAUAAACCAUGUACGUUUAUUAUUAGUUAUUAUUAAUUUUAUCGUCACGUACUCGCCUCCUACCGGGUUGGCGGUUACCGCAGUUCCCUCCGUUUGUGCAUUUAUAUUGGCGGGCGAGUGAUGGUGACUGUAUGUGUUUUUUUUUAUUCUAUAUUACACGAUUCGGUUUUAUAGAUAUAUUUUAUUAUUUACUCUGAUGGUGAAGGUGUUAUUAUGUUACUUUCAUUGUCAUGUUUUGACGUUCGACAGCAAUUACCAUGAAAAUGUCGAUCGCCGACAACGGUCGUCAGUGAUUUGAAUUAAUUUGAAUUGUGGGUUUCUAUGGCCUAACGUCGCUACUUAUCGUUUCCGCCGAUGUCCUGAUCAAAAUUUGAUGUCAUCUGCGACUUGCCCAUCCUCAGGAGACGAAUAAUUCCGUCUACCGAAUUCGACUUAGGACCGUCACUGGCUGGAUACGUGCUCAGAUCUGAAACCGUCUUCAUUGAGUUCAAAAAUCCGUCCAAAAAAUGGCUGAAGUUGUAACAAUCAGUGAGAAAGAAAACACACUAGCAGAAUGUAUUGCAUAUCCAAAAUUUGAAAAUUAUGGUUGGCAGACUUUGUACAAACAGUAUAUGUCAAAUGUUAUUAAAACACUUCAUAUUCAUAGUGAUAUAAGUCGUUUGUAUUUGCUCAUCAAACUUGAUGAAACAAUGAAUAACCUUGACGCAACUCUUAUCAAACUACAAUAUGAAGACAUAUUAACUAUAUCUCCUGACGCAGUACAAUUAACGACAAAUUUAAAAGAUAUUAUACCAGAAGCCGACCCCAUUUACUUGGAUCUAGUUGGAGAGUUCUAUGUCAAUAAUGACAAUAAUCUGUACGAAUUCAUUGGUCAAAUUACUACAAAUAAAAAAUACUAUCCUAGAAUAAAAGAGUACAAUGACCACGUUAACCAUUUGGGCAUUGUACAGAAUUUAAGAGACGGUUUCAACGUUCAAGAGUUUUUGAAGAUGUGCCCUGAUCCAGUUAAUUACUUCAAAAAUAUAAAAUUGAAUUCAUGUUCCACACAUUUUAAUGAAUCACUGUCUUAUUUAAGCGACAGGUUUAAUCUUCUUUCAAUGGCAAAGAUUCGUACUGAGUUUAUUAUUAAUAAAUACAAUUUAUCGAAUACUGUCGAAUCUUUACUAGCCGAUCCUUCACCAGUUCAUUUAAAGAAUAAGAGAAAAUCAUUUGGUAAUCGUCAUUCAGUCAAUUACAAGACAACAGAAAAUGUGGAAUUUUUAAAAGAAAUAGCAUAUCUUGAUCAUAAAGAUGAAAUUUUGAAUUAUAUAGAGUCCAUAAAAACUGUACAUAGAAUUCAAGUUGAACAGGCCAAGUCUAUUGGCGAGUUAAACACUUGUGGAUGCUGUUUUGAUAAUGAACUAUUAACCAGUGAAGUUUUUUCUUGUCCAGCUGGGCAUAUGUUUUGUUCAGCAUGUAUAAAAAAAGGUACAGAAGUUGCAGUUGGUGGAAGUAAAGUAGAUAUUAAAUGCUUUGCUGACUGUGGUGAAGAAUUUAAUUUAACAAUGAUAAAAAGCAUUGUUGAUGACAAACUAUAUCAACGUAUAAUGAGGUUGAAGCAAGCACAAGAAAUUAAAGCAGCUGGCAUUGAAGGACUUGAAACAUGUGCAUUUUGUGAUUACUCUGUUAUUUUGUCUCCUGAUCUCAAAAUUAUUAACUGCUUGAAUCCUGAAUGCAAAAAAGAAACUUGCCGGCAAUGUCGGGAAGAAAGUCAUUUCCCAUACAGAUGUGAUCAGAUAGAGAAAGCUCCAGAAGUACAAGUCAGAACCAUGAUUGAAAACAAAAUGACAGAAGUACUCAUAAGAAUUUGUUAUAAUUGUAAACGCAAGUUUGUCAAGGAAGACGGAUGCAACAAAAUGACUUGCAGUUGUGGUAAACAAAUGUGUUACAUAUGUAGGCAGCCAGUCAACUCAAAUUAUGCCCAUUUUUACCACCAAACAGUGAUGGAAAACAAGUGUCCGUUAUACACAGAUGAAAAUAUUGUACACACUACUGCUGUAGAAGCUGCUGCUAGAUUAAUAAUAAAUGAACUGAAAUUAAAAAAACCUGAUUUGUUAAAAAAUAUUGAUAUAAAUAAAAUUUUGCCAGCGUUAAAAAAAUCAAAUAAUUCUCCAAACAGUCAGGUAUCUGCUUUAGAUGUAAAUAAAGUAGUAGCUACAGUCAUUGGUCAAAAUGUAGAAGAUAUUAAUAAUCUCAAAGAUAUGAGAUCAUUGGAACCUAAAGUUAAAAAACCAAGAUAUUAAAUUACACAGAUGUGUAAAUUGCAAAUUGCUUAUAAAUGUCACAGAUUAUUAAGUACAAUUUCGAGAACAGUGUUUUUAAUUUUUAUUUUCAUACUAGCAAGUUAAUUGUGUUAUUUAUUUUUUAAUUAUGUCAUAGUCAUUCCUUAUAUAUAUGUAAU